AUGAAACGAUCAAUACCUAUUAUAAUGAGACUUUCUGUUCCAGCCUAUACAGGUGAAUGUAGAAUGAAGUAAACGCGCGUCAAGAGUUCAUAGACCCAGUCAGCCUAUUAUCUCAAGUUUGUACACUUGAAUUUGCACGUAGUCAGUCGAUCGACAGGUAAAUAUUACGUGUUUUACAUUUCUUAAUACUGUUUUACACAUCGUCGAGCAAUCUUUGGUAUGAAUAGUGCAUAGUACAAUUCUUUUUUAGAACAUGUAUUAGAGAACUUUUUAUCGAAUGGUACGACAGUUAAGAUUGAUAAAUAUAAAAAUGAAGUAAUAAAAUUUCAAUUAUUUCUUACAAAUAUCAUACCUCAUUUUUUGUAAUUGAUUGCGAGUGUCAAAUAAUAUACAAAAAUAUAUAAAAUAUCGAACUUCAAGCGUUCCCAAUUAUAUGCAUUUCUUUCAUAUACAUAUUAUGUAUAAAUGUAUAUUCUAAUUGUAUUCUAUCUUUCUUUAUCUAUCUAUCUAUCUAUCUAUAUAUUUUAUCUAUCUUUCAUAUUAUGUAUAAAUGUAUAUUCUAAUGCAUAUAUGGUACAUUCUAUACAUAUAUUUAUAAGUAUAUCGCUGAAAAUAUGCAGUAACUUUUCUUUUACAUAGCGAACACCUUACACUGUAAUAUAGAAAAAUAUAUAAAAUGUUUAAACUGCAAUUACUCUUUUGAUAUUUCCUUCUCCCUCGUGAUAUUGUUCGUGUCUCACUCAUCAGACUGAUCCGGAAGUGGCGACCAUCGAAUAUGAUUUCUCAGAAGUGCAAAAUUCAUCGUUACACCGAUUUAAAAAUCGAUUAUUAUUGACAGAAGAUCGUUUUCCCGUGACGUGGAUGCAUUAAUGGGAUACGUGUCGUCGUAAAACAAUAGCCACCGGUUUUCUCUCCUCGUCUGACUCACCACCGCUAGAAAUUGGUUCCUCCUUGCACGCUGUCCUUCGAGAGAGAGAGGACUCUUGUCUCCGUUAGUGCGUGGCUCACCCUCACCGAUGACACUUUGUUCGCGCUCCGCGACAACUUCCUCCAUUCGCUGCCACGAAUUUCCAUUUUGUUCCUUCUCUACAGUGGCACGCAACAGUUCGUCAAACUUUCCACCUAACUUUGUGAAACGAAGCACACGUUUGAUUUUUCUCUACUUUUCCCCUCUUCUUCUUUUCUAACAAACCACUUUUAUUACACGUAUCCUUCAGUAUUUCCUCCCUUUUCCUUGCGUUACAAAUGGAUAAGCGGAUACACGGUUUCUCGCGUAAUUGGAAUUUCAAUGUUUGCCCUCUUGCUUGGUUGGACAUCCGUUUGUGAAUUAUUAUAGAGAAUAAGUUGUGAGUUUGGUGAGACAUUCUUUGGCUCUGUGAUUUAUUAUCUCUGUGAAAGAAAGUAUUGGAAGAGAUAUUGUGGAAGGAAGUAAAUCAUUUAUUGGAAGAGAUGAAUGCGGAGGAAGUAAAGGUUGGAUGCUUUCAAACAGUGAUCGUGUUGCUGCUUGGCAUUAAUUAUGUCAUCGUCGCCAUGAGCCACGCGCUCCCGGUGUUUCACAAUUACACGCCUAAAUUUUAUUGUCAGGCGAAGAAUGGGACGAAACGAACGUACGGUUGCCAAGAGCUUGGCAACGUGACUGUUGCAGUCAAUGAGUCUUCCGGUCUCAAAGAAUCCUCGAGUACCUCGAGCUUGUGCCUUGGCGAGUAUCAAUUUUCAACCGAAUUUGGUGAAAGCAGCGUUGUAACGGAGUGGAGUUUGAUCUGCGAAAAACAGUAUCUGACGUUCCUUGGCCCGACAAUUUAUUAUGUCGGGGUUUUAAUGGGCGCUUGGAUCUCCGGUCUCUUAGCUGAUCGAAUAGGAAGACUUCCGGUUCAAGCGAUUUGCCUUUACACUCAGGGCACGAUGGCCGUUGCACUGUAUGUUGUGCAGAAUUAUCCUACGUUCUUGGCUCUUCGAGGAUUACAAGGCGUGUUCGUUCAGGGUCUACAGAACUCUACGUAUAUUCUUUCUUUGGAAUUAUUCCCUGCGAAAGCGCGGACGUUCGUUGCGUUGGUCAUGCAAAUUGCGUGGGCCAUUGGUUUGAUACUUCUAGCUGCGCUCAGUUAUAUUAUACCCGAUUGGAGAAUCUUACAAUUGGCUGUCUCGGUUCCCACUGCCAUCACUGUCCUCUAUAUUUGGAUGAUACCAGAGUCGCCAAGGUGGUUGCUAGCAAAGGGUAAAACGACGGAAGCAGAUAUGGCAGUGGAGCGUAUCACAAAGUACAACGUGUGCUGCACCAGAUCGCGAAGGGAAAAUGCCAAAGCGGUGGCGAACGUUGUCGAAAACCUGACGCCGGUUAAGCCAGAGAGAAAGUCGCGGGUUUCAUGUACAGAUUUGAAGAAAUCGAAAACCGAUAGCGAAAUGAAAGAAGAAGCGGCGAAUUUAUUAAACAGCAACACCGACGCGGCUCAACAGAAAGUUCAAAAGACGAGUUUGAGAGCAAUUUCUGAGAACUUGCAAGGCAAGUUUCCUAAAACAGAAUCAGAACCGCGGCCCGAGCAACGCGAGAACGGAGAAAUAGAGAAGAGGAACACCGCGUCGAGUUCGAAGAGCCAUCGGAAAUCGAAAUCGAUAUCGCAGCCGGCCGGAAACCAACGACUCUCCAUGAAAGAUACGUACGACACUGUGGAGCUGCGAGCCCCGGUAAAAGAGGAGAUCUCACAGAAAGUCGACGAGGAGAAAUUUCACAAAAACGAUGAGAAAUCAAACAACGCUCAAACGAAGGAGGAAUUGUUGGGAUUAUUCAGAUCUGUGCGAUUAAAAAAAUAUGGGAUCGUAAUGAUUUAUCAUUUCACCACUUCCGUAGCGCAUUAUGUUUUCAUGACGCUUGUCCCUAGCUUUACUAUUAACAGACACGUAAAUUUCGCACUUGGGGGAGCAUUAGAGGUUGCAACUUACGUGUUUCUCUACUUCAUAUUAUCUAGAUAUGGUAGACGAUUACCGAUGUCAGCGUAUCAAUCAAUUACCGGUGCAAUUUGCAUUUUGUUUGCGGCUGUACUUAUCUUGUCAAGUCCCAACAAUGCUGUCGAUCUCACGAAGAUCACUAUGCUCCUGCUCGGUAAAAUAGCAGCGAUAAGUACCGUUUCUAUAACAUACUUGUACACGGUCGAGAUAUUCCCAACUGUGGUACGAGGAACUUGUUUAGGCUUGUGCACGGUUUUCGCAAAAAUCGGCAGUUUGUGCACGCCACAUGUACUAUCACUGGGGGAGUAUUUCCCAGUCACUAUUCCAUUGAUAAUUAUUGGAAUGCUCUGCUUAGGAUCUGGAGCACUUGCUUUAAUUUUACCAGAAACAUUGAAUCAAGUUUUGCCUGACACUACAGAGGAUUCUGAAUUACUGAUCGUUAAGAGGAGAGAAAAAAGCGAAAUAUUAAACAAUGAGACUGCCGUCGAAGAUACUUCAGAGAGAGAAAUACUUAGGGCAAAAUUAUUCUCUGAGGACUGGGUGGAUGCAGGAAAUGGCAUAUUAGUGAAUUUCACAGAGAAUAAAAAUUCUGAAUGA
Molecule: messenger RNA, 3540 nt
Organism: Heterotrigona itama
Lineage: Eukaryota; Metazoa; Arthropoda; Insecta; Hymenoptera; Apidae
Source: the annotation of a GenBank genome assembly